Messenger RNA from Hydractinia symbiolongicarpus, 678 nucleotides. RefSeq names its product myeloid protein 1-like. The record is from RefSeq and is a predicted model, not a curated record. The coding region runs from base 108 to 587 and encodes 159 amino acids. The transcript is spliced from 4 exons. NCBI's taxonomy places the organism in Eukaryota, Metazoa, Cnidaria, Hydrozoa, Anthoathecata, Hydractiniidae.
AUACAGGAAGAUACAAAGCGGAAGAUAAUGUGAAAAUGUAUAAAAAGGAGACAACAUCAAAAUUUAGUUAACAUAUCAGGAUAUAUCAACAUUAAGAAUCGGCAAACAUGAAGAUUUUUUCGUUUCUUUUCGCUCUUGCUUCUGUUAGCGCUGUAUCCAGCUUAUGUCUCAACGCUAUAUGCAGUAGCAAUCCCUCAAAUACAAUUCGUGGAUGCGACACGCAAGGGUGUGGCCAUCAUGGGGCGAGUAGAAGGGGAGGCACAAGGAAGCAUAAUGGAAUAGAUGUGGUCUGUACACCUGGAAGUUCUGUAUACGCACCUUUCAGUGGGACCAUUGUUCGUAGAACUAGACCGUACGCAACUGGAGGAUCUUACAAUAAUGGAUUAGUGCUCAGGGGCUCUGGUUCUUGGAAAGGAUUUGAGGCAAGAAUUUGGUACUUCACACCAAAAAGAACAAGUGGUUCAAUGACAGCUGGUGAAAAUCUUGGUCCUUAUCAAAAGUUACCUUACCGUGGUAUCACUCAACAUGUGCAUCUACAAUUGAAGAAAAAUGGUCGAUCUGUUAACCCAGCUAGUUAUGUUUGUUAAAAGAACAAUAUAAAUAUGUAUUCAAUGUGUUUAACUAGCUAGACAAGCAUUUUUUGUAAUGUAUACAUAUUUGUAAAGGCUGAAUCUAAAA